Entamoeba dispar SAW760 is the source of this 7683-nucleotide messenger RNA. RefSeq lists its product as uncharacterized. The coding region runs from base 1 to 7683 and encodes 2560 amino acids. The record is from RefSeq and is a predicted model, not a curated record. Lineage: Eukaryota; Evosea; Mastigamoebida; Endamoebidae. The transcript has a single exon.
AUGAUUCCACAAUCAUUAAGGCAACUACAAAGUGAAAUUCUUGAAACAAUUACUAAAGAAAACUUUACAGGAAAAACACCAGAAGAAAUAAAAAAGAAUGAAAUCCAAAUGGAUAAAGUUUCAUUAAUAAUUGAUAAACUAGAAAUGGUAUUUUAUACAGAAAAUGAGAUACCAGCUGAAUUUGCCAAAUCUAUUUAUCCAUAUAUAUUUAAUGGAAUUUUAUUUUUUGAAGAAUGUCCAUUAAAAGAUCAACAUUGGAGAAAUAAUUGUGUAGAAAAGUUAUUUAAUUUCUUAUAUAAAAUAUUAUCUAAAGAUAGGUUAGAUAAAAUUAUAACAAUUGCAACUCAUAUGUUUGAAUGUGGAAAAGAAAGAGUAGAGUUAGUAACUGUUUCACUUAUUAAUGAAAUUGUAUCACUUUUUCCAGAACAAAUUAAAACAUUAGAUAUUGAAAAAACAUUAACAACACUUAUUAUUAAUAAAUUAAAUAAUUAUGUUGGUAAAGAAAUUAAUAAUAUUCCAAAUCAAGAAACAUUUUAUCGUAUGGUUUUAUAUCCAUAUAAAGCAGAUGUACUAUUUGAAAUGUCAAAACUUAUUUGUACUAUUGUAGAUCAAAAUCCUUCAUUAUUGCAAACAUUUUCAGAUGUUAUUGAAUCAACUGUGUUGGUCUUUAAAAAUCCACUUCUUCUUCUUUCAACAAAUAAUUUUAAAAUUCUUAUUCAGUUAUAUCAAGCGUUUUGUAAAUUUGCAUUGAUUUAUAUUAGAGCAAAUUCAAAAAAUGAAAGUCGUUCAGAAAUGGUUAGUAGUGUUCAUCAAAGAUUUCUUUGUUUAGCAAAUGAUUCAUUUACUCUUCCAAGAGAUUUAUUUCAAGAUGGAGUAAAUACACUUAUUGAAAUUGGUUCAAUAUUAGAAAAAGCAGAAGAGUCAUUAAAAAAUAUUGACAUUCAACCUAAUUCAAGAUUAUUAGUUGUAUUUAAUAAAGUAUUGGAAAUGAUUGCUAAGUCAUAUCCAAAAGCACUUACAACUAGUGCAAUUAUUAAUUUAUUUAAUGUUUCAUGGAGAAUAAUAACAUCACAUAGAUUAGGUAUUCAUAAUAUGAUUCAUGCAAUUAAAUUUAUUAAACAAGUAUUUGAUAAUAUUUGUCCUAAUAAAAAUGUUUCUUCAGAAGUUAAAAGACAAUCAGCUUUUACAAUUAAACAAUUUACAUUAUUAAUGAGACAUUUUACCGUUAUUACUAAACUUAUUAUAUUCCUUCCUAAUCCAUCAGAAAAUAUUAAACAUUUCUUUUGGAAUACAACAUCGAGAAAUACACCAAGAAUUAUUGAAAAUGCAUUUGAAUUUUUAAAACCAAUGGUUGAUAUGUUACUUACUGUAACAGAAACAUUUCAAAAUGAAGAUGGUUUAAUGGAUCAAUUAAUAUAUGAAUUUUUUAAACAAUGUGUUCAUUAUACAAUUAUGUGUAAUAGUGAUGAUGAAAAACAAACAUAUAAUAAAUUAGGACUUAAUAUUCCUUCACUAACUGAUACAAUGAAAAGAAUAUUAUCAAAAAUUCAAUCAAAUAAUAAACCUGAUAGUAUUAAACAAAUUUAUAUUGUUAAAAAAAGUGUUAGAUAUUUAUUAAAACGUGCAUUUGAAACUAAAUCAAAUGAAACAAAUAAAAUAUUAUCAAUAUAUGAUGAUUUCUUAUUGUUUUUUGAUAAAUAUGUUACAGAAGAAACAUUUACAACAUUUUAUGAAUAUAUUGAAAAAGGAAAAAAUAUUGGAGAUAUUGCAAUUCUUUUUAAAAAAGUAUGUUAUAAAAUUAAAUCAUAUAUUGAUCCAUUAUUUAAAGAAAAAAAUACUAUUUCUAAUUUCUCUAUUGCUGAGUAUCAACAAACAUUUGUUUUUAUUGUCGGAAAAUGUUUUAAAAAAAUUGUUCAAUAUCUUACUAUUGAUAGUCAAAUAGAAGUUGAACCAUAUGUUAUUAUUUUAGAUGGUUUAUAUUCUCUAUAUUCUUUAGAAAUUGUUUCUUCAUUAAAUGAACAAAAUGCAGAACUUUUUACAAAAAUUUAUAUGAAUAAUCCAAAUUGUGAAGUUCCAUUCUUUUAUUUAUCUGAAUAUAUUUCUUCAUUAACUGAUUUAAAUGAAUUAAUUCAUUUACCAUCUCCAUUAUUAAAAAUUGCAGAGUCUUGUUUACGUUUACCUUUACCUGCAGACAAAUUAGUUUCUUUAAUGUUCAUUUCACUUCCAAUCGCUUCUUCUAUUAUUUGUCUUAAAAAAGCUCCAGAAAGUUUACGUUCAGCUGCUUAUAGAUAUUUAUCAGUUAUUUCUACUGUAUGUCCACCAUCAUUACUUUAUAAAUACAUUCCAUCUGUUGAUUUACUUAAAAAAACAUUAGCAACUAUUCUUUCUAAUCCUCCAAAACAAUUAUCUGAUUUUCCUACACAUGAAAAUAUUAAUCCUAAACAAUCGAUUUUUUGUGUUGAUGAACCUUUUAAAUCAGCUCUCAUAUCUUCAUUAGCAGCUUUAGAAGUUUUACCAAGUGAUACACCAAAAAAAGAACCAAUAGAAAUUCAAUUUACAAUUCAAUUGGAUAAAAUAACAAUUACAUUUGAUUUAGAACCUUAUUACGAAGAUUACAUUAAUAAAUUAGAAAAAGAACCAGAAAAAAUAUGUGGAAUGUAUCCUAUUCUAAAACAAGCUAUUAAACAACAAUGUCAUCCAUAUUUAAUAUCAAUGUAUUUUAUUACUUUAGAAAAACAAAGUUAUGAAGAAAAACUUAAUGGUAUCCAUUUAAAAGAAAUUAGAGAUAUAAUUAAAUAUGAUAUGAUGAAGUACGUAGAAGGAUUUAUUCAUUAUUUUGAAAUUGCUGGAAAAAAUGAAGAGGGAUUUACUAUUGUUUGUAAUGAUUUUAUUCAAAUGAUUUCAGAAAAUGGAGGAAUAGAAAAUAAUAGAGAGUCUAUCUCUUAUUUAAUUUCAUUAAUUUCAAGACAUGAACAAACUCUUGGAUUUGAUCUUCAUGCAUUGGAGUUUAUUCAUAAAUAUUCAUUAAAAUAUAGUGAUUGGUUAUCUAUUGAUAGUCAUAUAACUGUACGUUAUUUAUUUGAUGUUACUCAAAGAGAAUAUCAUAAUGGAACUAUUACGAGAAUAUUAGAUGUAUUAUUAAGUCCAACAUCAUUAGAUUCUAUUAUUCAAACAAUUGAUGAUUCUUUACCAAGAUGGUUACAUGAUUUAUUUUCAACGGUUGUUCAAUCAAAUAGUCCACAUGGAAUAAAAUAUAUUAUAGAAUUCUUUAAAUCAAAUAUAGGACAUCCAGAAACAAGCUUAUUGUUAUUAUUUAAUAUUGAUCCAAAAAAUCCAAAUUAUAAUGAAAUAAUUAAAUACCAAAUUCAAACAUUAUAUUUUUUAAUGUCAACAUAUAAAGAUAAUUCAUUAUAUAAAGAAAAGGUACAUCAAUUAUAUUCAGUUAAAAUACCAAGACAAUACAUUAUUAAAGUUGAUUUACUAUUUCAAAGUUGUUGUAAUAAAGAAGAUUAUUAUAAAUUUGUUAUUCAAUCAAUGAAAAGUAAAGACAAUGAAAUUGCUUCAUAUUUUUGUAAUGUUUGUAUUAAAUCAUUGGAGAAUGAUAAAGAAAUUAUUGAAAAGUUAAUUGAAAAGUUAAUUGAGAAUAUUAAUGAAAAUAACUGUACUGUAUGGCAACAUGUUGAAUUAUUUGAUUUCUUAUUAAAUCAUACAAAUGAAACAAUUAAACAACAAACAAUACAACAUUUAGUUACUGAAAUGGAUAUACUAAAAACAGAAAUGAAUAAAAAACAAAAUAUUCAUUCUUUCUUAAAUAAAUUAAAUGGAUUUAUUCAAUUUAAAUAUUCAAUAGAAGGAAUUUCAUCAGUUUUAAAUGAGUUAAAAGAAUUGGGAGAAUACGAACACUUAUUAUCAUCUAUUCCAUCAUUAAAAAGAGUAUUAAAUAUUGAUCCACAACAAACAGUUUCUGCAAUUUUAAGUGAUGAAAAAAAUACAAAAACAUUACUUGAGUUAUUAGCAUCAAUUCCUGAUUUACAAUUAUUUGAUUAUUUAUUUCAACCAUUAUUAAAUAACAGUGAUUCAUUGUGGAAAAAAGAACAAGGACCAAUUAUUCUUUUAUCAUUUUUAGUUAAAUAUUCUAAACAACGUCAAUUCACAGAAGAAAUGAGUAAUGCCAUUAUUUCUCUUUCAUACUCAACAUCUAAAAUGAAUGACGUUGAUGCUAAGUUAUAUACCAAAUUAUUACUUCAUAUUAUGAAAUAUCAAACAAAUGAUGCAGAAUUAAUAAGACAAGUUUUAUCAACAUUAGAAACAGGUGAACAAGAAAAAUAUCAUUUUGUAAUGCUUUAUUUUAUUAUGAACUUUCCAAAUGAUGUAAAAAAUUUAUUGUUAACAAUGAGAGCAAUUAAUGAAGCUGUAGAUGGUAAAUGGAGAUUAUUAGUUUAUGCGCUUCAGUAUGUUAUUGUUCCAUUAAUUAGAGUUCACCAUAAAGAAUUUACAGGAAAUGUUCUUGAUGAAUUAAAAAAAAUGUUAUCAGUUAUACCAAAUAAUAAUAAUGUAACAUUAUUUGAUGAAGUACAAGGAACUCAAUUACAUGUUAUUAUUGAAACUAUUCAAAAUUAUCCAGAAUUAUUAGAUUCAUUAAGAAACAUUGUAUUAGAAAAAUCAAAUCCACCAACAUCAUUACACAAUGCCUGUUUAAAAUUACAUGCACAAUUAUUAGUAUUUACUCCAACUUGUGGAAUUUCAUUAGAAUCAAUUUUAGAAGAUUUAUUAACCUUACCAAUCAAUGAAAUUUAUUUCAAUUCUAUUAGUAUUGGAAAUAUUGAAGUUGAAACAAUUCAACAUUUGUUUGAAUCUUCACUUCAAGAACAUCAAAAUAUUUGUAAAAUUAUUUUAAGACAUAUUAAUUCACCAUAUCAAGAAAAUUUACUUCCAUUUACAUUUCCAGUUAAAUAUUUCUUUGUAUUUUACAAACAACGUAAAUUGUUUGUUCCAACAAUACUUAGAUCAAUUCAACACUUUGGAACUAAAAGAGAACUUAUUAAAUGUAUUGAUUUAAGUGAAUUAAUAGUUAAUUGGGAAAGAUUUAGAGUAAAAAAAGAAGGGUUAAAACCACUGAGCGAAGCACCAGUAUUAGUUAAUAUAUUAAAACAAUGUCUUCAACAAAAUAAUGACAAUGAAUCAUUAUUUCCAUUAUGUAAAACUGUUGUUGUCAAUAAUUUUAAAGAACAAGCACUUUCAUUAGCACAAGCAAAAAAUAAAUCACAAAACCAAGUAAAAAAUGCAAUUAAAAGAUUGUCUGAAAAUAUUGAAUCAAUACUUACAAUUUGGGGAAGUGAAAGCAAAGAACCAAUUUUAACUUAUGAUGAAUUAACAAAAAUUAGUGGUCCAAGAGAAAUUUCAAUGCUUAGAGAUUUCUUAGUUGCUUCUGCAAAAGCAACACCACCAGUAUUAUAUGAUGGUUUUAAAAUUGUUUUUGAUGGUAUACAAAAUGAACCUGAAAAAGAAGUAGAGCAAUAUGUUCCAUUGGUGAGUGGUUAUUUAACUGAUCCAAAAAAACAUGGAGAGAUGCAAAAGAUAUUGAAUGAAAUAUUAAUUCCAAAAAGAUGUUUUAGUUGUGUUAAAGAAUAUGUAAUAAAAAAGAAAAUUGAUUAUAUAAAUGGAUUUAAAGCAAAAAUGGGUGAUGAGUUUAAAAAAAUAUUAAAAGAAGCAAAUGAAUCACCUUUAAUGGCACAAAAACCUGUUUGUGAAAAAUUAAAAGAUAUAUUAGAUAUUUGGAAUCAAGUAGAUAGAGAAGGGCAAGAUAAUUAUAUUUGGGUAUUAGGAACUGAUCUAUUUGAAACUUUAGCUUCAAUUAAAACACAACUUAGUGGUGAAGGUCAACUAGUUAAUGAAUUUAUUUCAAUGUUGAAAAGUGGAAGAAGGAUUGAACAAGAGUCUUUAUUAAAAAAUAUGGGGAAUUAUUUUACUAAACCCAAACGUCCAGUUGUAGAAAGUCAAAGAGUUGAAUUUUUAGAAUACAUGUUAAAAGAAGAUGAAAAUAUAACUAUUAGAACAUGUGGUAUGGAAAAUAAAAGUACAAAUAGUAAAUAUAUAGAUAAAUUUGUAUCUAAAUUAACCCAAACAACUCCUGAAUCAUUAUUAUCAGAAAUUGUAAAAAAAUCAGUACCAAACAAUCAAUUUACAGAAAAAUGGGUUGGUGUAUUAGUUAGUAUUUUUAUUAGAAAAUUAAGUCCUGAUAAUAUACUAAGUGAAUUAGUAUUAGUAAAUCAAAAAUUAGCAGAAAAUAUAUUUAUUUCAUUAAUUUCUACUUUAAUUCAUAUUCAAGGAAAAGAAACAGAAAAUAAUAUCGCUAGAAUUUAUAAAGAAAGAAAAGAAUUUGGGGAACAUGUUUUGAUUCAAGUUAUUUGUGAAAACAAUAUUGAUAUUGGUAAUUUAACAUUAUGGGAUCCAAGUCUUAUUAAAAUUUAUGGUAAAUCAGUUAAAUAUUUAAAAGAAAACUUUAUUAAAUAUAAUAAACCAGAGUUGCUUUCACAAUUAUAUACAUUUAUUAUUAAAAACCCUAUUGAAAAAUAUCAUUUAUUAGCACCUUUAAUAAAAAAUGAAAGAUUAAAACAAUGCAUGGAACAAUUCCCACAUCGUGCUGAAUCACUUCAUAAUAUUAUGAAUGAUAUUUUAAUAGAAAUGCAAAAAAAUAAAGAUCCAGAAAUUGGAUUUGCAAGUGAAUUAAAAAUUGAUUUAGCACUUAUGUUAAAUUUGAUUGAUCCAUUAAAAAGAUAUGGAGAAAUUGCAAUUAAAAUUUGUAAAAACAAAGAAGAAAAGAGAAGGGUAAAUGAUUUAUUAGCCGUUUGUUCAUUUAGAAAAAUGGGAGGAGAAAAAGAUUAUAUCAAUGGUGAUGAUUGUUUACAAUACAUUCAUUUAUUAUGUAACAAAUUAACUCCUGAAAGAGCUGAUAGAUCUGGGCUUAACGCUGAAUUUUCUAAAGACCUUCUUAAAUUAGUUGAGUCAUUUGAAAAUAAAAUUAAAUGGGGUGAUUUAAAUGAAUGGUCUGUAUUAAAUGAAAUAUGUCAAAUAGCAAUUAUUUUAAGAGAAUUUAUUGAAAUUCAAUAUUUUAUGUAUGUCUAUUGUAUUGUCACUGAUACUUCAGAUACUUUUGAUAAAGUGUCAAGUUAUUCUAAUUUAUUUACACUUGAAUCUAAUACUAAAGACUUAUACAUAGUUAGAAAAUAUGCUAUUGACCAUCAUAAAAAAACAUUUCAAAGUUUGGCUAAUAAAAAGAAUUCUGUUCCUUCAAUUAAUGCUAUAGUCCUUAAAUUUGAAAAAUUAGAUAUCUUAAAUCAAAUUGAAUAUGCAAGAUAUCAUAGAAGAAUGGGUUUAUUCUCUCCUGCAAUAACGCUGUUAGGUGAAUUAGAAGAACGUGUUAAAGAACUUCAAGGAACAUCAAAAACUCAUUCAGAUUCACUUAAAUCAAAUGAUGAAAUAAAUAGUUUAUUCAUAAGAAUUUCUUUAGAAAAAGUACUUAAUGCAAAUGCCCUUGAACGUCCAUUACAAAUGAUUAAUAUUAUGCAAACUACUUACGAAACUUAUAUUCAACCUUAUAUUGAAUCACAUUCAAAAAAUACAGAAGAAAUUAAUAUGUUCUUUAGAACAUUAAAAGUGUUACAAUAUCCUUCAAUUGACUGA